Molecule: messenger RNA, 1678 nt
Organism: Labrus mixtus (cuckoo wrasse)
Lineage: Eukaryota; Metazoa; Chordata; Actinopteri; Labriformes; Labridae
Product: transcription factor E2F3-like
Exons: 6
Coding region: 107-997 (296 amino acids)
Biological process (GO): regulation of transcription by RNA polymerase II
Cellular component (GO): RNA polymerase II transcription regulator complex
Molecular function (GO): DNA-binding transcription factor activity, RNA polymerase II-specific; RNA polymerase II cis-regulatory region sequence-specific DNA binding; protein dimerization activity
Source: RefSeq, a predicted model, not a curated record
GUGAUUUGGAUGUUCAUGCUGGUUUCUUUGACUCAGGCUGGAGCUGGAAGGCAGUGAUCCCCAGGAACCUCACCACGAUGGCGGACUCUCAAAUGCCAAGGAGCCAAUGGCCCCUCAAGCACACGAUGGAGCUUCCGCUACCGAUUCGAUGACACCAAAAUCCACGUGGGAGAAAUCCCGCUAUGACACUUCACUUGGUUUCUUGACGAGGAGAUUCGCAGAGCUGCUGAGAAGAUCCUCUGAUGGCGUGUUGGACCUUAACCUGGUGGCCCAGGAGCUUAAUGCCCCAAAGAGGCGUGUCUAUGAUGUCACUAAUGUCCUCGAAGGAAUCCAGCUAAUCAAGAAGAAGUCUAAAAACUACAUUCAGUGGAUGGGCGGUCAGACCAGUGCUCAAAUGGAUCAGGAACUGAAUGAUCUAAAUGAGGAGGAGAAGAAGCUGGACGAGUUGAUACAAAGCUGUACGUGGCAGGUUCACCAGAUGUGUGAGAACCAUCAAGGUCAAAGAUUUGCAUAUUUGACUUAUGAGGAUGUCCGAAGAUUACCAAAUCUGGAAGAACAGACUGUGAUUGUGAUCAAAGCCCCUGCAGAGACCAAACUGGCGGUGCCACACCCAGAAGAGAGCCUACAGGUCCACCUUUGCAGCACACAAGGGCCCAUUGAAGUAUUCCUCUGCUCUGACGACCCCGCCGUACCGAUGGAAGACACACUCGGCCCUUUAGUGAACUGCAGCAGCUUAAGCUCGACCGACGGCACUGCCUACUCUACCUCUGGAGUCAGUAGUAUCUGCAACCCGCUGUCCGAGACAACAAAACACUCAUCACCAGUCUCUGAGCGCCCUGUUGACACAAUGACCGUACCUCAUCUCUCCCCAUCUGAGGGUGAACAAAGUUUUGUCUGUCUUACUUCACCUCUAGCCUUCUCUCUUGAUGGAAAGGAGUAUUUCCUGAGCCUGGCUAAGGAUGAAAGCAUCACUGACCUCUUCAACUCUGCUAACUAGAACAGCCGACCCCCCCCCCCUUCUGUAAACCGCUGUUUACAGUAGAAUGGACAUCCUGCCACAUACACAUCAUCAAGGGCAAACUGAAAAAAACCAACAAAUUAAUAAUAUAAAUAUGAUCUUUUUUAUAUUCACUUUUGCCUAUCCACAACAAUUCAACACGGAUUUAUUGACACUUGGGUAUUUGGAGCUGUUGGUGUGGUCUUUGAAUAGUGUUUUUUUUAGCUUUUGACAAACACAUCUGCAAGCCCUCCUUAAGUGUCUCACAAUGUCUGGGCUUUGAAGUCUCAUCACAGGGCUUACUCUAGACCCUUGAAACUGUGAUGGUUUGAAAGACUUUACACAGGAUUUGUUGAUUUUGACUCCUCUCCAAAUGGCCAUAAUCACAAUCAUCUACUCGUACAUAGUACGCUCUUUACUGAUAGGUAUCUUGUAUAACCAACCCUACAAUACAUGAAUUAGCAACUAUUUCCCAAGGUAGCUUCUUUUUACACGCUGAUAUGCCACACACAGUAUUCCUUUGUGUAUCUGAAAAGCAAAGCAGGUGCCAAGUUUUCUAUUUUGGUUUCUUUGUAAUUGUGUAUAAAAAAAUGCAGUAACUCACAAUAGAAUAUGAUUUCCUUGUUGUUUUACAGCAGUUAUGUUGUUCUGCACAUAUAAACACACUUUUGGUUGAACAUA